Molecule: messenger RNA, 426 nt
Organism: Aspergillus calidoustus
Lineage: Eukaryota; Fungi; Ascomycota; Eurotiomycetes; Eurotiales; Aspergillaceae
Source: the annotation of a GenBank genome assembly
AUGAAACUCCUCACCCAUCUAACCCUCUCCGCCCCCCUCACCCUAUCCCUCCUCUCCAUCGCAACAGCCCAAUACUCCGGAACCAUCACAACCGAAAACAGAGGCUCGUGCCCAAUCCCGCUGCAAUCCGGCGACCACACCGCGUUCUCCUGGUCCCCGCACGCCGGCGACACCUGCCUCGAGAUCCCGCAGGAGCCCUACUACUCCGAACACUACCACGCGUCGCUGGUGGGCUACGCCGAGCUCCCUGACGCAAAGGCCCCGCUGUACUUUGGCGCGUGUACGACUGCGGAGUGUGAUGAGUGUACGCUUGUUGAUGUUAAGAGACGGACAGAUCGGCCCGGGACUGUUGAGAGUGAGUGUGUGGAGUUUUCGAAGGAGGAGAGGUUUUUGUUUGUGGGGGGUGUUGAGAAGGGGGAGCUUUGA